AUGUCUUUAACAAAGCUGAACUUCAUCACCGGCAACAAGAACAAGCUUUCCGAAGUGCGUGCCAUUCUUGGGAACGUCAUUGAAGUUGACAGCCAAGAGGUAGACGUCCCCGAGAUUCAAGGGACCAUCGAGGAGAUUGCCAAGGAGAAGGCUCGCCGCGCUUCUGAAGCAAUCAAUGGCCCAGCCUUGACAGAAGAUACAGCCUUGGAAUUCCAUGCCCUCAAGGGCCUGCCAGGACCAUACAUGUGA
Messenger RNA from Penicillium verhagenii, 249 nucleotides. RefSeq names its product non-canonical purine NTP pyrophosphatase. The transcript is spliced from 2 exons. Gene Ontology annotation, cellular component: cytoplasm. Gene Ontology annotation, biological process: nucleoside triphosphate catabolic process. Bases 1 to 249 code for a protein of 82 amino acids. The record is from RefSeq and is a predicted model, not a curated record. NCBI's taxonomy places the organism in Eukaryota, Fungi, Ascomycota, Eurotiomycetes, Eurotiales, Aspergillaceae. Gene Ontology annotation, molecular function: nucleoside triphosphate diphosphatase activity.